Molecule: messenger RNA, 1872 nt
Organism: Symbiodinium natans
Lineage: Eukaryota; Dinophyceae; Suessiales; Symbiodiniaceae
Source: the annotation of a GenBank genome assembly
AUGCAAUGCCUGCGCCAGGAAGCAAGCUGUGCAGACGCCCAAGAAGAUGCCAUCAUUCGGCUGACGUGUAAGAAUCGUCGUCGUGGCACUGUUGCUCUGAGGAAGCUUGCAAAGGAUGGAAACCCUGAAGUCGUAGAUCGGGUGCUGCAAGGCGUGGCGAAGUGCUUGGCAGAGACUGAUGUCAUCCUCCAAAGUGUGCUGAUCACGGCUUGUGCAGAAUGCGGUGAUUGGCAGCUUGCCAUGAGCUCCUUUCGAGCCAUGCAAAUCCAAGCUCUCAAGCCCGACGAUGUGAGCUGCAAUUCUGUGAUGCAAGUAUCUGGCAAGUCCGGUUCUUGGGAGGCAGGCGCGACGAUGAUGGAAAGUGAUGAGAACAGCCAGAUGUCUUCGAAAAGCUUGCGAGUUGCUAUUGCUUUGUGUGGUGAUCGUGGCAGAUGGGCUUUUGCUCUGAGUUGCCUCAACGAAGCGUUGCAGAAGCAUGUCGAGCCAAGCCUGGGCUGCUUCAAUGCAGCCAUUGCUGCUUGCCGGUCAUGCUGGACCCUGCCGCUGCAGCUGCUGGCAGAGCUGCAUAAAGCGCAGGUGAAGCCCGACCUGGUCAGCUGCAACGCAGCAAUUGCCACAGACACAGUCGCAGGAAGGGCCACUUCUACGUGGACCACGGCUGUCCAUCUGCUGACAUGCUCCAUGGGCUUGGGUCUGCAGUUGCGGCAGGUCUCCUUUUGUGCAGCCAUCAAUGCCUGUACAUCCGAGUGGAAGCAAGCUGUUGCUUUGCUCCGUGGAGCACUGGACUUCCAGCUUGCGCUCGACCACAGGAUGAUGACUGCAGCCCUCAUGGCCUCUGGCUUGAGUUGGAAGUUGGCACUGCGCAUUUGGGCCGAUGUCCGCCUCAGCAUGCGGCCUGAUGUGCUAUGCCUCAACAGCGUGCUCAAAGCAUGUACAAGCAGCAAGUCCUGGCAUGCUGCGGCACGCUGUCUGUACGAAGCGGUCGGCCUUCGUCUGAAGUUUGACGAGAUGUCCUUCAACACGGUUGCGGGCCAGAGCCUUAGGCCGAUGGGCAAAGGCUCGUGGCAGUCUGCUGACGUCAGAAACAACUCAGGUCUCAAGUCAUUGGAAGCUAUAGGGAGCUCCUGCAUGCGGGCUUGUGCGGCUGGCCCAGGUGCCUGCAAUGAUGCUGGUCAUUGGAAGCUUGCAUUGGCAAUUCUGAGCAGUAUGACUGCCUACGCUGUCGACCUUAGCCGUGUGAGCUGGAACACGGCCAUUGCGUCUUGCCAGCUCUGCAGCCAAUGGCAACUCGCGCUGUCGAUCGUGCUGACGAUGCAGGACAAGUCUGUUCGGCCCGAUUCGGCGAGCUUUGCUUCGGCAAUUUGCUGCUGUGCAGGGAAGCAGUGGCGAUGGGCGCUGCGUCUCUGGCACAUGCUUCGAGAUGAAAAGACAUCGCCCAAUCAGAUUUGCUUGAACAGCUUCAUCAAUGUGUUUGAGAAGAGCUCGAGCUGGAAGCAUGCAGUUGAGACGUUGAGGGCUAUGCCAUUGCACAUGCUGACGGCAGAUGAUGCAAGCUACAAUUCAGCAGUUGCAGCAUGCCAGCGAAGACUGCAGUGGCAUCGUGUCCUGUGGACUUUCCAUCACAUGGACAAGAGUCUCCUGGAUGAGGUCACCUAUAACGAGGCCGUCUCUGCUGCGAAGCAUGCUGCUGACUGGCCGAUGGCGCUGGCACUUCUGCAGCAGAUGAAGUUAUCGCGCCUCCAGCCGUUCGCUCUAACUCACGAAGCUGCUGUGACCAGCUGCCUGGAUCAUGCGCAGGCCAUUGCAGCAAGAACCCUUCUGGAGGAGACUGGGGUGCAAUGGCUCAACAUCCUGGCUCGUUCAAGGCCCUAG